Molecule: messenger RNA, 1686 nt
Organism: Nematocida major
Lineage: Eukaryota; Fungi; Microsporidia
Exons: 1
Coding region: 1-1686 (561 amino acids)
Source: RefSeq, a predicted model, not a curated record
AUGAUGCAGCUAAACAGAAUAAACGAGGCAGCUGAUAUCCUCAACGAGAGGGCUUUUCUGCCAAACAAGGACCCAGCAAAACUAACCACGCUGUUUAAGAGAACAAUCACGCUCUUUUUGUUCUGUCUGAUGUUUCUGAUCAACAUCGGGCUCUUGCUUUACUGGGCAAGCUACGCGAACGGAAGCAUGUCGGAGAUCUACCGGUUUCUGGAGAGACUGGAGCUUCCCCGGCUGCUCGACGCUAUGAAGAGCGGGCAGAAGCUGACAAUGUUUGUGCUUCUGGAGGGGGCUCUUUACAUGUACGUUAGUGGCACUUUGGCUUUUAUGCAACUUCUGUAUACAAGGCGAAUAAUAAUAGCAAAAACAGUGGGGAAGGUCAUUUUGUUGAGCUUUGCGACGUUGGUGGGUAUGCUUGCUUUCUUCUUUGGAAUAUGCAUGUUCCUAGACGAAAUGGAGUUUGAGAGAAGGCUAUUGCUUAGCACAAUAGGCGGGGUGCUUUCUUUCGUAAUUGGGUGGGCUACAAGAGAAAAGAUAGUUCACUUCUUUGUGCCGGUCAAAUCCAGCGUUCUUUUGCUAGACACGCCGUACAUAGUUAGCCAGCGGCCAAACGUAGAUGAGGAUGGAAACAACCAAGAAAAUGAGUACCAGAGUGUGUAUGAGAGCGAGAUACAAAAGUAUUCGAGCAACCGCCAGGAGACAGCCGGCAAAAAUGGUCGCGUCGCCCAGACCAAGCUCUCUAAGUUUACAGAUCUUGUGAAACAGCGAGGCGUGAGCGCGGAGAGGAUAAAGUACAUUAUGCCGUUUGUUUUGGCGGCGUGGGCGAUCCUUGUGACCUUUCCAUUCAGCGGAAUAGUGUUCUUCUUGGACAGCAGCAUAAUAGACUGGUUUGUGGAUGCGUUCACAAACAUAAGCAUUAGGAUGGGCGGCAUAAGCGUGGGCGAGUAUGCUAUUAUUACCGCAAGCGCGUUAGGGGUAGCACACGCAUAUGCAGCGUUUGUUCAGAUCUGCUCCUUCUUUUUGGGGUCGAUUGUGGGCGAGAUCCGGUGCGGGAAGAGUUUGUCACAGGCUUUUCUGGACAGCAUGGUGAAAACCCUGCUUGAGUCUAUUGAAAUAGCGGUGGAGUCGUUCUACAGAGUUGCUAGCAGCAUGGCCGCUUUCCUGUCCUCCAUAUUGAUAAAGAUGAUGGCGGCAGUUGGAGUUGCUGUUUUCAAGAGAAAGCCGAUACAUCUGUUAGCGCCUAUCUGGGAGGGCGUUUGCUCGAUAACUUUUGUGUUCUUCGGGUUCAUCACCGGGAUUUCAAACUCGUUUAUGUAUUUUAAGCUGGGAAUGUAUCCGCUGGAGUAUCUUCGGACAGGAAACAGAGAGGCCUUCUUCAGCAGCCAAAAGACCAUGUCCACGUCGCUUUAUGCGACUCUUGUCUUUUUCGCCACUCUUUCUCUGGCCAUUGUUGUGGCCUUUGUUAUCAUGCACAUGAUAGACCGAGUAAACAAAAGGCUGGGAACCGAAACCCAAAUGCUGGAAAAGCCAGUCAUGGGAAAACCACUAAGAACGUGGGCAAUCACCUUGCAAACCACAGUGACUGUGUGCAUUGUGUUCACUCUCGCCAUUAUCUACUCGUUUGUUGCCCGGCAUGACUUUGCCAUAGACAUGGCUAUAGACGACAUUAUUAGGCAUGCUCCUGCAUAA